Molecule: messenger RNA, 4010 nt
Organism: Sarcophilus harrisii (Tasmanian devil)
Lineage: Eukaryota; Metazoa; Chordata; Mammalia; Dasyuromorphia; Dasyuridae
Gene: NSUN3
Product: NOP2/Sun RNA methyltransferase 3
Exons: 9
Coding region: 161-1156 (331 amino acids)
Biological process (GO): rRNA methylation
Cellular component (GO): mitochondrial large ribosomal subunit
Molecular function (GO): methyltransferase activity
Source: RefSeq, a predicted model, not a curated record
GGGAGGGGCGAGGCGUACUCUGGGCGGAAGGGACUGGGGUUGUCCAAUCAGAUUCUCGCCUGUCCAGAGUUUUAGCGUUGCCAUCUACGUCUAGUUGAGACCCUUUUGGAACCUUGCUGCUUGUGACUGUAGUCGGCGAUUUGGGACUCCUUCAUACCAAAUGGUGCUGAGCCGGCUGAAACCACAGUCAGAAAAGAAACUUACAAAACAAAUUUGCAAAGUUGUGUUGGAUCAUUUUGAGAAGCAGUAUAUCAAAGAGCUUGGAGAGUCAUGGAUUGCAGUAAGGGAUAUCUUAACAUCUCCCACAUGCUGGCAAUAUGCAGUCCUCCUUAAUAGAUUCAACUACCCUUUCCAACUGGAGAAGGAUUUACAAGUAAAGAGAUAUCACACCCUUUUUCAAGGAUAUUUUCCCUACUAUCCUAAAUCACUGAUGUGCUAUGUUAGUAGAAUUCCUGAACGAAUACCUUCAGAUAAAUAUCAAAUUGGUAAAAUUAAAGGAUAUUAUCUUCUAAAUGCUGCCUCCCUUCUCCCAGUGUUGGCUCUGGAAUUGCAAAAUGGAGAAAGAGUUUUGGAUAUGUGUGCCGCUCCUGGGGGCAAAUCAAUAGCUCUUUUACAGUGUGCCUAUCCAGGUUAUUUUCACUGUAAUGAGUAUGAUAAUUUGAGAUCAAGAUGGUUGAAGCGGACACUAGAAUCCUUCAUCCCACAACCCAUGACGAACAUAAUAAAAGUGACGGAAUUGGAUGGCAGACAGAUAGGACAUAUUCAUCCUGAAAUGUUUGACAAGAUAUUGGUUGAUGCUCCAUGUUCAAAUGAUCGAAGUUGGCUGAUCUCUUCUGAUACCCAGAUAGCAUCCUAUAGGUUAAAUCAAAGGAAGAAAUUGCCUAUUAUACAGAUAAAACUACUAAGAUUAGUGUUCCAACUGCUGCAAAUUUAUAUUUUGCUGGAGUGUUUAGAGGAGGUAGCAGGUAUUCUCAGGAGAAUGCAAAGGAAUACCCACUACACAAAGAUUGUAGUCCCUGAAGGCCAGGACCAUUUUCACUUCUUUCUUUGGAUAUUCAAUACCUUAGCACAGUUUGUGGCACAUAAGCCCUCUAGAUACAGUGGCAAGACACAGAACAGGACUCUGAAGAUCACAAACUAUCAUGAUUAUACAUGAGAAACCGUGGAAAUCAUCUGGUCCAGCUCCUUCAAACUUACCAUUGAGGAAAUCCAAAAAAGUAGUGUCUUCUCUAGUGAGACCUAAAUAGGAAAUAACUGAGCUGCAAAUCAAAUCUAUGGCUUUUGAUUCCAAAACCAAUUUCUUUCUCUUGGACUUAUCUGUAGAAGCUGAAAGUGAAUAUCCUGUGAUUGAUUCAAUAGGACUAUCAGCACCUCUUUUUUGAACCUUUUUUUCUUCCUCUUCUGCCACCCAUAUCAAACAGCAUGGGUGAUGCUUUUUCUUCCUCUCUUAUCUACCGAGUCUUUUUUUUUUUUUUAAGUUUUAUUGAUGCUCUUUUUUUCCCCUACAUCAAUGUCACUUCCCACUAAUUCUGCUUCCUUCCAACAAAGUCCCCCUUUCUAAUAAACAAGAAUUGUGGAAAAAAAUAAAUCAACACAUCAUCAAAAAUGUUUGUCUCAUUUGAAACCUAUGACAAGAAGUGGGAGGUAGGAUUACCCAUCAGUCUUCUUAAAUUAUGAUCUUUUCUUCUUCAUCAUCAGCACUGACAACUACUGUCUAGGAGGUGCCAGCAUUGUCUUACUUCAGAAGCUGAGACAAUAUGAGGCAUUAAACUUUUAACAGAUAACUUUACAUUUUCCCAAUACAGCAAGGAUGUGCACCAAAUAUAGAGUGGCACUUAGUUUCUCAUCUCCAUUUGGAAAUGGUCAGAGGGAAGGGUGAGGUAACUAAAGAGGGCUUCAGAAGUCUACCAAGUCAUAGGGACCUGGACUCCACAAAGCUGGGACUUUGCAUAUCCUUAGAUGACAAGAAAGUUGAGUUAGUGAAACCCUGAUCACACUAUCAUGAUGAGUUUUCUAUUGCUCCUGGGAUAAGCAUUAUUAUUUCCUCUAGCUUCAAAUUUGCGCAAUAGAAAGUCUUUAUCACGAUGGAGGUAAUGAGGAUAACUUAUAUAAAUUGUUGGUCAUAAUUAAGCCUAUCCUGUUCUAAAUUAGUUUGGGAAUAGACCAAAGAAGAGACUACCCUACCAGUUUUUCCCCUGGAGUGAUUUGGUGGGCAAAGCCAAAAUUAUUUCAAGAGUUGUGACUGUCAUUGCUCAUUCCUUUCUGCAUGAGUUUUAUCUGUAUAACCUCAUUUGAGACUUUGAAUUCUGAAUAGGAAACUCAGAGGACUGGCAAAGACUAUGAGGCUUCAUUAAUAUACAGGGCUUACAUGCACAUUAAGUGUGUGAAAUUGCACUGACAAGAUUAUAUUGGUUGCCUGCUAUGCCAUGAUAAACUGAAAUAUAUGCCCAAUCUACUUAGACCAGACUAAAUACAGAAGUGUUAUAUUAGACAGAACCUUUGGGUGACUAUAUAAAGAACAAAAUCCAGAAAUCAUACCAUUUAAAAAGAUCUGCAAUCACAAUUAUACCUGCCUCCUCUUAAAUGAUACAGGGCCCGCCUGAAAUGUGCCUGUUAUACAAUCUUUCUGAAUAGUAAAUGAUUUCAACUAUACAGAGAGGAGAGGAAUAUUCAUGUUUACUUUUAAAUUUCACUUUGCAUGAAUAGAGUUGUCUUGGGCUUUGAACUUAGAGGAUUCAAAUGAUAAUAGUUUGCAUUUCUCUGUUCUCCAGCUUACAAAGUGCUUUUCACAUAAAAACCUUUAUGUGGCAGGAAGAUAGGAAGAUAGUUAGUACAAUUAUUAUUUUCCUGAAACCGACAGAGGAAGAUACUGCAGUAGCAGAGUAGGUAAGAGUUAUCUUUGGAGCCAGGUAGAUGAGGGUUCAAGUGCUGCUCCUGAUAUAUUAUGCUAUAUGAUACUAGCAAGUCCUUUAAUUUCACAGGGGUCUGGGACAGCUCUCUAUAAUUGUAUGUUAAUUGACAAUCAGCAGCAUCAGGACAAGUUAUUUCCUUCAGCAAAUCUCCUACAUUGUUGAUAGCAUAUGUAUGAACAACAACAAUAAAAAUUCCACAUACGAGGAAAUGGGUAAUCACAGAAAUUAAAUCCUUUCCAAGUGUUUAACAAAGUGGAGGUUCUUAAUAAAUGCUUGUUAAAUGCCCCAAGAUCAUACAUAAUAACUGGCAGAGUAAGGACAUAAAUCCUGAUUUUCUAACUUUACAUUCAGUGUUCCUUCUAUUCUAACAUGUUGCAAAUCUUUUCAACAGAAUGCUUUGUUUAUUGAGAAAGAAAACAGCAACCUUGUCUUUGCCCCCUAGGGGAAAAAUGAGAGCAAGAACUACACGUUACAGGUAGAUUUUUAGAGGAAUAAGAAAAAGAAUGCUGCAAGAACUAGAACUGUUUUAAAAUACAAUGAGCUUUCAUUUGAGAUAUUGGCUUUAUUAUCACUGAAAAUCUUCAAGUGAAGGACUUUUGAACAUCAGGGAGGGAUAUUAACAGUGGUGACUGAUGUUUUGAGUAUAAGUUGGACCAGACAUUCUAAGAUUUUUUAUCCACUUUCAAAGAGUUGUAGUGAGGAAUGUACUUUGAAAAUCUUAAAGUAUUAAAUGUGAAUUAUGAUUAUUAUGAUGGUGAUAAUAUCAUCACUAGAUCAUCAACAAAGUGCUAUCACUAUCAAAAAUCGUUCAUUUUUGGGAAUCCCCCAAAUAAUGUUUUACAUUUGCAUUAAGUUCAGUCAUCUUUCACCUAGAGGACAUAAAGUAUUUAAAAGAUAUGGUUUGUUGUCUGUCAAAGGGGAGACUAGUGAGCUAUGUCUUUUAUUAAUUAUGCUUUUUAUCUUUUAUCUCUUUUGUAAAAUAACAAAAGCCAAACUUGGAAUAAGAAUUCAAAUUUCCAGAUUGGGCAUUCCCUAGAUGUUACAUUCACUUAAACUUUCUCAGCUUUGUUAUUCCCAACUGCAAAAUGGGAAUAAAAA